Molecule: messenger RNA, 2091 nt
Organism: Lates calcarifer (barramundi perch)
Lineage: Eukaryota; Metazoa; Chordata; Actinopteri; Centropomidae
Gene: med4
Product: mediator complex subunit 4
Exons: 7
Coding region: 50-811 (253 amino acids)
Biological process (GO): regulation of transcription by RNA polymerase II
Cellular component (GO): core mediator complex; mediator complex
Molecular function (GO): transcription coregulator activity
Source: RefSeq, a predicted model, not a curated record
UGAACACAACGUCACUUCCGGUCUUGCGCAGAAGCGACGGGAGACAACCAUGGCGACAGUGGCGGAGAAGUCAACGAAAGAGCGGUUGUUGUCUGUGUUGGACGAUUUGGAGGUUUUAUCUCGGGAGCUGAUAGAGAUGUUAGCUCUGUCCAGGAGCCAGAAACUGCCCCAGCCAGGAGAGGACGUCCAGAUCCUGGAGCUGCUGGUGCAGAGGGACAGGGAGUUCCAGGAGCUGAUGGAGGUGGCUCAGCAGCAGGGGAAGGUGCAUCAAGAGAUGCAGCUGUUGGAGAAGGAGGUGGAGAAAAGAGACAGCGACAUCCAGCAGCUCCAGAAGCAGCUGAAGGAGGCCGAACACAUCCUGGCCACUGCUGUUUACCAGGCGAAGGAGAAACUCAAAUCCAUUGACAAAGCCAGGAAAGGAAGUAUCUCAUCAGAAGAAAUCAUCAAAUACGCUCACAGAAUCAGUGCCAGUAACGCCGUGUGUGCUCCUCUCAACUGGGUACCAGGUGAUCCACGCCGACCCUACCCUACUGACCUGGAAAUGCGCAGUGGGAUGCUGGGUCACAUGGCCAACCUGCCGACCAACGGUGUGAACGGACAUCUGCCAGGUGACGCUCUGGCUGCUGGAAGGUUACCGGACGUCCUGACACCUCACUACCCCUGGCAGUCCUCGGACGUCUCCGUGGGGAUGCUGCCUCCUCACCACGGCAACGACUUCGGGCUCGAGCCUCCGGGUCACAACAAGGAGAAUGAGGACGACGUGGAGGCCAUGUCGACCGACUCCUCCAGCAGCAGCAGUGACUCCGACUGAACAUCAGGGACUGUGUGUGUGUGUGUGUGGGGUGAGGUCACCACUGAGAAACAGCCCAUCAAAUAUCUUCACCCUCCGUCUCUUCUCUACAGGAGUUGUGGAUUUAAUCGGCUGCCUCUGAUUCUCAGUGAUGGAGGAGCUGAUUCUUAAAGUGGAGGGAGAUUUAAAGUUGGAUAUAGCAGCUACAGUUUAUCAUUCAACCAUCAUUUCUAAUCAUUAUGUCAGCCGAGGUCUGGAGUUCCACAGUUUGUAAGAAAAGCCUUUAGUUUUCCAAAACAGACGCUGUGCUCUGGGUCCUGGUGGCCUUGAUGUUAAAGUUUUUAAGAAGUUAUCCUCAUCACUGUGAGUGAGUGAGUGAUGAUGAGUCGGCCUGUUCCCUCUCUGAUGAUCUGGGUCGUGUUUGGAGGAUUUCAGAGUUUGUACUGAGGGUUUAUGGGGGCAGGAGUGAGGGACUGUGUCAGGGUUCUCAGGAGUCCAUCAUCUUUUUUUUAAAGGAGUAGUUCCACAUUUUGGAAAAUACCUAGACUUACUCACUUCCUGCAACAGUUGGAAACAACUAAUCAGUAUUUUAUUAUACAUUAACCAGAAAUAUGUUUUAUUAAUGAAUUAUUCCUUUAAUAAAAUCAGAAUACUCAUAAAUGUAAUAAGAAUACUGCUAUGCAAAAUUAGCCACACCUACAUACCAGCACCUCUAAAGCUAACUGAUUAGCAUGUUCAUUUAUGACAUUAUAACUCCUGUAAAUCCACUUUAUGUUUUUGUACAGAUGAAACCAAUGACUUCUAACAUGUUCAUCAGUGAGCUUUAAAGGAGCUGGUGUUUAGACAGAGCCAGGCUAACUGUUUCCCUCUGUUUCCAGUCUUUAUGCUAAGCUAACCAGCUGCUGUACAGAUGUGAGAAUGGGGGUACAUUUAUUUCCCAAAAUGUUGAACUGUUCCUUUAAGAGCCUGUGUUUGCACCAGUUUUAGGGAGUGUUUUUUUGUGUACAUUGUUUACCUGCAGUUUAAACAAACUGCAGGUAAACAAACAACAAAUUAAACAAGAACUAAAGCUAACAAAGAUGAGGUUGUGUUCAGAGUUGGUCUUAAUACCCCUCCAUAAACCACAGUGGGGCAGAAACCAAACCUCACUCUUCAUGUGUGUGUGUGUGUGUGUGUGUGUGUGUGACCUGUAUGUUCUCAGUGUGGUGUAAUAACAAUAUGGACAGAUGCUGUUAAUUUACCUCUGUGUAAAUAAGCUUGUACAUACUGACCGCUGUAAAUAAAUCCUUUUUUUGAAUAGA